AGUCAAGACUAGAAAGCGGGAACGGCAGAUUCGCACAUUUCCUGACAAUAAUUAGUAAUAACAGACUGUUACACUUCACAGAAAGGUUUACUUUAUUGCUGUAAACUCUUUGCAGCCGGUUGACCUCAGCAGGACAGCUCGACGGUAGGCUACAGUACGAACCCCUGACAUCGGAAUGGAAAUGUUAAAAACGCACACAAUGCGUCGAUAAUGGUAACAUUUAGUGGUAGUAUCACGAUACAGCGUGGUGUAUGUUUGAUUUUGAGCUAAAAGUGGAGGCGUGACUGUGACAGCGAGGGGCGGGUGAACCGUGCAGGGCGGAUGAGGAAGUGGCUGCAGACUCUCCGUGGAUCUUACAGACUCCUCAGUCCCCAGAAAGGAUUUGCCACUCAUAAAAACAUGCCUGGGAAGAAAGUGUGCAUCGUUGGAUCUGGAAACUGGGGUUCCUCCAUUGCCAAAAUCGUUGGUCACAAUGUCAAAGGCAACAACCGCUUCGAUCCCAUUGUGAACAUGUGGGUUUUUGAGGAAGUCAUCAACGGGAAGAAGCUCACCGAGAUCAUCAACACAGAGCACGAAAACGUCAAAUAUCUGCCAGGUCACAAGCUGCCCAAGAAUGUGGUGGCCGUCCCCGACAUCACAGAAGCCGUGAAGGGAGCGAAGUUCCUCGUCUUCGUUAUCCCACACCAGUUCAUCAACAGACUCUGCGAUCAGAUGAAGCCGCACGUGACGGAGGGAACCAUCGGGAUAUCGCUCAUCAAAGGCAUCGACGAGGGACCAGAGGGACUGAAGCUCAUCUCCGACAUCAUCCGAGAGAAACUGGAGAUUGAAGUCAGCGUCCUGAUGGGGGCAAACAUCGCCAACGAGGUGGCGGACGAGAAGUUCUGCGAAACUACGAUCGGAGCGAAGAACGAGGCUAACGGCCUCAUAUUCAAAGAGAUGCUGCAGACUCCCAACUUUCGCAUCACUGUUGUUCCUGAGAGCCACACAGUGGAGCUCUGUGGAGCCUUAAAGAACAUCGUGGCUGUGGGCGCCGGGUUUUGCGACGGCCUGGACUGCGGGGACAACACCAAAGCAGCCGUGAUCCGGCUGGGCCUAAUGGAGAUGAUCGCCUUUGCCAAGAUCUUCUUCCAAGGAGGCGUCAGCUCCACUACGUUCUUGGAAAGCUGCGGCGUGGCCGACCUCAUCACCACCUGCUACGGAGGGCGCAACCGCAAAGUGGCCGAGGCCUUCGUCAGGACGUCCAAAUCCAUCACUGAGCUGGAGGCAGAAAUGCUCAAUGGCCAGAAGCUCCAGGGUCCGCAGACCUCAGCCGAGGUCUACAGGAUCCUGCAGAAGAGAGACAUGGUCGACAAGUUUCCUUUGUUUUCAGCAGUUUACAAGAUCUGCUUUGAAGGCAAAGAGGUGAAAGAGUUCAUCACCUGUCUACAGAACCACCCAGAGCACAUGUGAUGCGUGACCGGUGUUCGUGUCUGCUGCUGCAGCUUUCUACCACUAGAGGGCAGAAGAGUUUCAUCAGAGAGAAAACCACAACCUUCACACAAUCCAUGGCACUUAAACAUUUUAUUCAUUUAUAAUGUAUCAUCAUGUGAUUGAGUCUAUAUUUUAUAAGCUUUGACGACAUUCCUUUGAUUUUAUUUUUAUAUGAUUUGUUAUAAUAAUCAAGGCUCUUGGAAAAAAUCAACAUAACAAUUUAUAGCUAUUCAAUAUUCUGAUCAGUGGCAAACGCAUAUCAUAGGGAGAGCCACUCCAUUUUUAAUAUUACCAAAAGUGUCCUAAGUGGUGUUGACUUUUGUUUUUAUCACUACAUGGUGUGUGUGUGUAUGUGUGUGUGCAUUUAUAACCUCAUAAUUGUAACUAAAGAUAUUCUUUUUAUCUUAAUGUGGAGUUAUGUUCUCUAUUAAAUUGAUUUAUAAGAAA
Messenger RNA from Cololabis saira (Pacific saury), 1917 nucleotides. Its product is annotated as glycerol-3-phosphate dehydrogenase 1-like protein. Bases 322 to 1449 code for a protein of 375 amino acids. The transcript is spliced from 9 exons. Gene Ontology annotation, molecular function: NAD binding; glycerol-3-phosphate dehydrogenase [NAD(P)+] activity; protein homodimerization activity. Gene Ontology annotation, cellular component: cytosol; glycerol-3-phosphate dehydrogenase (FAD) complex. NCBI's taxonomy places the organism in Eukaryota, Metazoa, Chordata, Actinopteri, Beloniformes, Belonidae. The record is from RefSeq and is a predicted model, not a curated record. Gene Ontology annotation, biological process: carbohydrate metabolic process; glycerol-3-phosphate catabolic process.